This is a messenger RNA of Stylophora pistillata, 721 nucleotides long. RefSeq lists its product as uncharacterized. The record is from RefSeq and is a predicted model, not a curated record. Lineage: Eukaryota; Metazoa; Cnidaria; Anthozoa; Scleractinia; Pocilloporidae. Gene Ontology annotation, molecular function: protein binding.
CCAACUGUCGAUCUGAAGUUCUUCUUCGAAAACUUCAAAAAUGUCAUCCAUACUUAAUACAUAAUACUACAUAAUGCCUUAAAGAAGUCCUUUCUGUCAUGUCUGGCUUAAAAAAAUUAUUCAAGAAGAAGAGUCCAAGUGCGAAGAACACCCUGUCAACGGAAGACCUUAGUGAUGCCGCCAGCAUUGCUUCGGGUUACUCGAUCCCUAAAGACAAGGAUUUACCAAAGCUCCAUAAAGCUGUUUGGAACGGAGAUUUCACUAAAGUGAAACAGCUUGCAAAGAAAGGAGACGUCAACCAACUUGACAAGGAAAACAGAACUGCUCUUCAUCUCGCCUGCUCUCAAGGUAAAGAGGACAUUGUAAAGUUUCUCUUGGCCAAUAAUGCCAAGACAAAUCUCUGUGACAAUUAUGGAAGAACACCACUUAUGAAGGUAGUUGAAUGCCAGUUCCUAGAGUGUGUUAAAAUUUUGCUGGAACAUGGAGCCCAAGCUGAUGUCAUAGACGUUAACAACAGCACACCACUACAUCUUUCAGCAGCCAAUGGUGACGUUGACAUAGCAGUGCUUUUGUUAGAGAGAGAAGCAAAGGUUGAUGCGAAAGAUAAGGAAGGUUUUACUCCUCUACAUGUGUCAGCCUCACUUGGAAAUCUGGAUUUUGUAAAUUUUUUGAUUAAUGAAGGAGCACAGAUCGACCAAGUUGAUGCUCACGGCAGGUAAAU